GGAGGCGGUUUUGCUGCCUGCGGUUGACUCAGCUCUAGGUCGAGGGUGGCGACCGGGGGCCACCCACGAGGGUCCCCGUGGGCUGCUGCAGUUGGGGGGGAGUUGUACGACCCACCGUGACCCCCCUACACACACACACACACGCAGUCCCGGCCAGGGUCAGGAUGAUUCUCACUGCAAAGCAGCCCCGGGGUCCCUCUGCAGAUGUUGACAUCGCUGGUGCACGCCCGGCACCCUGAGCCCCUCUGCCCGCAGCCCCCCACGUCUCGGCACUCGCCAGCGCCUGGGGGUGUCCCUGGGGUGUCCCAUCCCCCCACCAUGGAGCUGGGGGCUGAGGCGCUGCUGGAUCUGAGCUUCCUGACGGAGGAGGAGCGCCGGGCCAUCGCCGAGGUGCUGCGGCGCGACUGGCAGCUGCGCCGGCGCGAGGAGGGGCGCAUCAGCAAGCUGCGCAAGUCGGUGUCGGACCCGGCGCGGCUGCGGAGCCUCACCGGGGACUGGUUCAGUGCCGCACGCGCCCAGCGCCACCGGCACCACCUCGGCUCCGACCUCGUCCGGGCCUCCAUCCGCCGCAGGAGACGGCCCCGCGGAGCGGGGGACCUGGAGCGUGGCUCCAGCCUGGGCGAGCUGGAGGCCAUCAGCGAGCCGCUGGCGGAGGAGAAGGAGGAUGAGGAUGAUGUGGCAGAGCUGGAGGAAAGCCCCCCUACAGAGGAGCAGGCAGCUGCAGAGCCCCAGCCCACCCCCACGGCUCUGGAGGGGACUCCAAUGUCCCAGCCUCCGUGUCAGAGUGAUGUCCCAGAGGACGAGCAGGAUGUCCCAGGCCAGACAGGUGACACAGGAGGGGGGAACCCCUUCAGCACAUCCAGUGUGGAGGAAGAGGAGGAGGAGCCUGACUCUGUACACAGUGGCCAGGAUGCUGGGCAGGGUCCAGGGCCCCCCCAAACAGCUCAAGGGUCCCCACAGAAUGGCCACGUGUCCCCCAGCCGCCUGCUGACCACCAGCUCCUCCACAUCCAGCCUCAGCUCCUCCACGCUGAGUGGCAGCCUGAUGAGCCUGUACAGCGAGGGGGAGCUGGGCAGCGUGGCCGUGCGGGGCUGUGUCCAGCUCUCGCUGCGCUACGACGCGGCCGGGCGGGAGCUGCAGGUGCACGUGCUGCAGUGCCGCCAGCUGGCUGAGGCCAAGAGGCAACGCUCGGACCCGUACAUCAAGACCUACCUGCUGCCGGACAAGUCCAACCGCAGCAAGCGCAAGACCACGGUGAGGAAGAGGAGCUUGGACCCCAUCUUCAACGAGACCCUCAAGUACAAGCUGGAGAAAAGGGACCUGCAGGGCCGGACCCUGAACCUCUCGGUGUGGCACCACGACAGCCUGGGCAGGAACCUCUUCCUGGGGGAGGUGGAGAUCGCACUGGGCACCUGGGACUGGGCCAACACUGACCCUGAGUGGUUCAACCUCCAGCCCCGGAUGCCCAUCUCCUCGGACAGCCUCGCCAGCCGCGGCAACCUCAACCUGGCGUUGAAGUUCAUCCCCGCCGGCUCUGAAGGUUUGGGGCUGCCACCCACGGGUGAGCUGCACAUCUGGGUGAAGGACGCUCAGAGCCUCAUCCCCCUCCAGAGCGGCACCGUGGACGCCUUUGUGCAGUGCUACGUGCUGCCCGAUGACAGCAAGGGCAGCCGGCAGAAGACAAGGGUGGUGAAAAGGAGCCUCAACCCCCUCUUCAACCACACCAUGGUGUACGACGGCUUCCAGGCCAAGGACCUGGCCGAGGCUUGCGCCGAAUUCACCCUCUGGCACCACGAAGCCUUUGCCAAGCGCCAGCUGGGCGGCAUCCGGCUCAGCCUGGGCACGGGAAGCAGCUACGGGCUGCCCGUGGGCUGGAUGGACUCGACGGCGGAGGAGCGGGGGGUGUGGGGGCGGCUGCUGCAGCAGCCCGGGCGCUGGGUGGAAGCGCUGCUGCCCCUCCGCACCAACCUCGUGCCCCGGGCAUAGCCUCACCUCCAGGGACCACCCCCCUCAAGGACCACCCCCGGGUGCCAGCGGGACUGCGGGACCUGGGGAGGGGACACAGAGCUGAACUCGGAGCAUGGCGGCGUGGGGCUGAGGGUCUGUGCCCUCCUCAGCCUCUCGGCUGCAAUGAAGUGGCACCGC
Messenger RNA from Colius striatus (speckled mousebird), 2145 nucleotides. It is a transcript of the gene SYTL1, whose product is annotated as synaptotagmin like 1. Gene Ontology annotation, molecular function: neurexin family protein binding; small GTPase binding. The coding region runs from base 205 to 1986 and encodes 593 amino acids. Gene Ontology annotation, biological process: exocytosis; intracellular protein transport. The transcript has 15 exons. The record is from RefSeq and is a predicted model, not a curated record. Gene Ontology annotation, cellular component: plasma membrane; exocytic vesicle. NCBI's taxonomy places the organism in Eukaryota, Metazoa, Chordata, Aves, Coliiformes, Coliidae.